CGUCCCGUCAAUUUCGCAUCGCGCAUACAUAGAAGGUCGCGCCAUCAGUACUGGCGGCGAAUAUCGGAACCAAUUGGAACGCUGUCCUCGUUGUUGCGUCUUUCCAGCACAGUUCUCGAAGAAAGAUGCCGGACUUGGAGGAUGUACCGUGCCAGGGGCAAUGGCAACUCGAGGCGCAGGCGGUGAUCAACGACGUGAAGAGCCAUGUGCAGGAUAUAAGGGUGUCUGAGCAGUUGACGAGCAGCAACAAAGCCAUCUACCUAAAUCUGACCACUCUGGAGAAUUUGCAGUUCUGCGUGGAGCUGUCCGCUUCUGGUUUCAUCGUCGUCGGUAAUCGCCACGACGAUGCGUCGAACGCGGAUAACAAGCAUUUCGAGACACCGUACUGUCUGCUGGAAUGUAUCAGUCCACGAUACAGACAAUCCUUCUGCACGUCGCUGUUCGAGAGACUGAAGGAGCUGCGGACAAGAUCUCAACAAUAGGGCCUGUUUCUGAACACCGGAGGAAUAGAGAUUGUAUUUGGGAAUAUUCUUUCUUUCUCUCAAUGUAGGUUUGUCAAUGUGUAGCUGACUGAACUGUUUCUAUAAAGCUCUCCACCUAUUCGCGCAUGUAUCAGAUAAUAAAUAGUAUGUAAUAAAUAUAUAUAUAUAUAUAUA
Molecule: messenger RNA, 656 nt
Organism: Dinoponera quadriceps
Lineage: Eukaryota; Metazoa; Arthropoda; Insecta; Hymenoptera; Formicidae
Exons: 2
Coding region: 126-482 (118 amino acids)
Biological process (GO): regulation of canonical Wnt signaling pathway
Cellular component (GO): cytoplasm
Molecular function (GO): protein kinase A binding; kinase regulator activity
Source: RefSeq, a predicted model, not a curated record